AUCAGCUGAGAAGAGAUGGCCUCAGCGAGUCCCCCUGUGGCCUCCACACAGCCCACCUUGCCCUCUGGACCUGCUGUCUUGAAAACGGUCCCCUACGCCUUCAUCCUACCGGAGAUACUCUGCGGGACCUGGGUGUGGAUCCUCAUCGCUGCUACCUCCGUCUCCUUCCCACUGCUGCAGGGAUGGGUGAUGUACGUGUCCCUCAGCUCCUGCCUCAUCUCCCUGCUGCUCCUUAUAAGCUACCUCUUCGGCUUUCACAAAAACAGCGAGAACUGGAAAGUGCUGGACAGUUUGUACCACGGUGCCACAGCCAUUCUGUACAUGAGCGCUGCUGUCUUGCAAGCCAAUGCAACCAUCCGCUCCGAGCUUGGCCCCAACUCGCCACUUUACUACCAGCUCAACAGCGCCGCAUCGUUCUUCGCCUUCAUCACAACCUUCCUGUACAUCCUCCAUGCCUUCAGCAUCUACUACCAGUGAGCCUGGCAGUGCCAGCUU
Molecule: messenger RNA, 495 nt
Organism: Haliaeetus leucocephalus (bald eagle)
Lineage: Eukaryota; Metazoa; Chordata; Aves; Accipitriformes; Accipitridae
Gene: MALL
Product: mal, T-cell differentiation protein-like
Exons: 4
Coding region: 16-477 (153 amino acids)
Biological process (GO): myelination
Cellular component (GO): membrane
Molecular function (GO): structural constituent of myelin sheath
Source: RefSeq, a predicted model, not a curated record